GCCAUAUUCUGCAGAAAUGUAAACUGGCGCAUGUAAGACGUGAUCUAAUUAUUCUUUUUCACGUGUAUUGCGAAAAUUGUCAGCCAAGCGAUUUUCCGUAGGUACCCACAGAUCAAGAUAAAUUUUGCUGUGUUUGUUAUUUAUUAACGGUCAGGAUGCUGGCCCUGCUGAAGGGCGGACGGGCGGCGGCGACCGCCUCUGCGUCGCCGGUGGCGCGUGCCGCCGCCGGCCGGCUGCAGCCGCCGCUGAGUCAGACGGCCGCCGGCCGCAGCCAGCCGCUGGUCAGCAGCGCGGCGGCCGCCCAGCAGGUGCUGUCGCUGCACCGCCGGCUGCUGGCCAUGCUGCGCCAGCAGUCGCGCGCCCUGCUGCGGCUCUCCGUCAUCCAGUGCGAGUUCGUCAUCAUCUACAGAACUCGGCGUACCAUGCAGCUGUUCGAGCUCUACUCGGGUCUGUACAGCCGCGAGGCGCUGCGGGAGAUGCUACGCGCGGUACGCCGGCUGCUGGCCGCUCAGGGCCGCCGGCUGCUGCUGAGCGCCGCGCUGGUGGUCGGGACUGAGGCCACGCCGUCCCCACCGCCGGCCGACGGGCAGAAGGCGGAGACGGAGAAGGAGGCGGAGCAGGAACAGGAGACGGGAGGAGCUGACGGUGAUACCGAGGAUGCGGAUCAGCCGCCGCCUCCGGCACGGCACGGUUACGAGGGCGAGUUCGAGCGUUUUGCAAAACUUUGCAAAGAAAGCAUCAUUUGCCCCGAGUGCGGAAAACGUCAGGUGCUUGACAGACAGGUGGAGAAGAUCGCCUACUGCGCCUGCGCCAACGGCGGACCGACGGCGGCGGUGAACCGGGGUCCGGACGCCACCUGGGAGCCGUUCAUUGAGCGUAAUCACGUGGUGGUGUGGCGUCAGCGUCACGGUCAACAAGACCACCUCUACUCGUACAAAGUGUACGGUACCUAUGACGAUGUGACGGCCGAGUCGUUCUUCGAGGUGCAGCUGAACACAGAGUACCGCACCCAGUGGGACCCGAGCGUGAUGGAGCUGCGCGUGGUCGACCCGAAACCGGGCGACGACGGCGACGUCAUCUACUGGCAGGUCAAGUUUCCGACCAUGUUCCAGAACCGGGACUACGUGUUCGACCGCUCGUACCACGUGGACCGUCGAGCGCGCCAGAUGACCAUCGUAUCGCGCUGCGCCGCCCGUGACGACUGUCCCGAGCGUCCCGGCGUGGUGCGCGUCAACAACUACUGGUCGGUCAUGGUCAUACGACCGCACACCAACUUCGAUCAGCCUGGAAUGGACUUUGGUCUGACGUACUUUGACGAUCCGGGCACGUACCUACCGCCGGUCAUUACCAACUACGUGGCCGCCACGGGUCUGCCGAAUUUCCUGGAGCGUGUGGCGGACGCCGCGCGGACGGUACACCGUCAGAUGGUCUCGGGUCAGGUGACGGUACCCCUGCAGUUCCUGGAGAGACCGCCCUCCGAGGGCCCGGCCGCCAGCGCCGCCGCCCCGCCUCCACAGCAGCAGCGGGCGGCCACCGGCCGGGCCGAGUUCACCUCCUACAGCGCCCGAGCCGACUUUGUGCCGGUGGGGGCCGCCUGACAGCGACCGGAACGGGAACAGACUGAGGGGGCGGGCCGGACCGAGUCGUGAGACAGCGAGAGCCGAGUCUAGCCGGGCCCUGAGAGAGCUGAAACUGAGCCGGGUUGUAUCCUGAGGCAGCCUGAGCAGCACGUCGGCCCCUCGUGGCCGUGGUGAACCCGCAGGACCCGUGGGUGCGGUGUGACCCGGCGUCUGAGCAACCGACAAGAUCUGACUUGUUACCCACACAAUACGGAUCGAUCAGAAAACGAGACCCAUUGUACCGUAUUAGCAUAUACCAAUGUUAUCGAACUCACUAUGUGAGAACUGACCAUUAUCAUCGCAGCUCUGAGCUUGGCUUGGAUGGUUAUCCGUGAGAUGUAAUUAGAAGGUGUAUGACCAACGUCUGUUUGUUAUGGGGCGAUGCAUCUGAAGUAUGUAUCUGCAAUCGUAAGCAUGUGAAGUAUGAAUGGAUUUCGAUCUUUUCCAGCUGUGACUGGUGAUUCUGAGUAGCUGCGAUUGCGUACUAACUCCUGACAGUGUGCGUGAGCGUUUUGUAAUCAGUUUAGGAGUUCUCGCUUGGCUUUAGUCAGUCGUGUGAUAUGGUUUGUCGUGUACGCGUAUCAGGAGUUUUCGAAUGUGUCUCCAGUCAGCCUACAUAUUCGCAUUGUUGCGCAGUCAAGUCAGUGAGUCAAGAGAAGUAAACUGUGAACGCCCGGGCCGUCGGCAGUUCCUGCAUUAGAUAACGAAGCGCUCCUAGCCUGGGAGUGUUUGGACCUCAGACGCAAGUCAAUGCCACUGUAUGGCUAAUACCUCCGCGGCUCUCGGCCCGUGGCCUGCCCACAUUGUGAUACCAUUUAGCCAGUCUCCGUUAGCCGCCCCCUACUGACAAAUUUGUUGCUCAGCGGCGGUAGCGCCGUGAAGACUUCAUUCGGAAGAGCCGAGUCAGUGCGGUCAGAAAGAGUGGGUGGAUCAGUCAUCCAUGUUACUGGCGUCUAACGUUUGUAGCAGACAGAAUGCAAUGACCGAGCGAGGUCGCGAACUGUGCGGCAGCGAUGACUGGUCCAUUGGCCAUCGCGCCGCCGUUCACGGCCGAGUGUAGGGACUAUAGUGUGUGUGCGUCCGUAUCUGCAGCUGUGGAAUGGCCCGGUCGGUGCCCUCAUGCGUGUGCUACAGACUCACAUUACGGCGUAGCGAUAUGAAUGGCAGUCACCAGGAGUGUUCAUUUUAAAUGUCAUCCGGGCCACAGUGUAACUUCUUGCCAGUUAUUAGAACGUGGCACGUUUUGGAAUAUAUAUUUGAAACGCCAA
Messenger RNA from Amphibalanus amphitrite, 2887 nucleotides. RefSeq names its product stAR-related lipid transfer protein 7, mitochondrial-like. The record is from RefSeq and is a predicted model, not a curated record. Bases 156 to 1598 code for a protein of 480 amino acids. Lineage: Eukaryota; Metazoa; Arthropoda; Thecostraca; Balanomorpha; Balanidae. Gene Ontology annotation, molecular function: lipid binding. The transcript is spliced from 9 exons.